GAAAAAAUACUGGAAAUGAAGCACCAGCCUUUUAUGAAAGAGGCUUAUCACCAUUGGCAGAGCCACAAUGUACACAAUGCAGGAGUGGAUGACAUGGUACUCCUACAGAAGAUCUCGGUGCCAGCCAUCAGCGAGAAUCUUAAGAAACGGUUGAAAGAGAAAAUCAUCUAUACUUACAUUGGACCAGUGUUAAUAUCAGUAAAUCCAUUCCAACAGUUGCAGAUAUUUACUGAUAAACAUGUUGAUAUGUAUGAAAGAGCCGUGAGUAACCAUUUUUGUCAUUUCAUUAACAGCGGUGAAAGUGGUGCUGGAAAGACAGUUGCUGCUAAACUUAUCAUGAAUUAUAUUGUCAAAGUGUCAGGAGGAAGUGAAGCUGUAGAGGGCAAGUAUGUCCAGAUCCAAUUCGGUCUGGGUGGUGUACCUGAGGGUGGUAAAAUCUCAAAUUUCUUGUUGGAGAAGUUGUGUUUUGGAGCAAGCGAGGACCAGAAAGAGAACCUAGGAAUUGUGAAACCUGAAUAUUAUUAUUACCUCAACCAGAGUGGUGUCUAUGACAUUGAUGAUACUGAUGAUGUGAAAGACUUCAAGGAAACAAUGGUAGGUAAAUUGGUUCUUUGUUUUGUUUUGGUAAGAAAUUGGCUUCUCAACCAUGUCGUCCUGGGUUUGUUUCGGAUAGGAUAUGAGGAGAGAAUCUCUCAUGUUUUCUAUGCUCAUAUAUAUGAGGUAUCGGUGGUUGUAUGUAUAUAUCAACGUCCAAAUUAUGUUGGUGAAGCAUCUAAUGCCGAUCCCUAUAUAUUUAUGAUUAUAUAUAUAUAUAUAUUCAUUUUUCCUUUGUUUUUUAUAGUUUUAGACUUCCCUGCACACCUGUUGAGAAUCGACAAAGACCUUUUAAAUGAGAAACUCAUUGGUCGAGUGAUGGACAGCAAAUGGGGAGGAAAGUCUGAGAAAAUUGCCAUGAAGCUCAACGUCAACCAGGCUCUUUAUACCAGGGAUGCUUUAUCAAAAGCUCUUUAUAACAGGCUUUUUGACUAUCUUGUCGCGGUAAGCUCCAACAAACCGACAGCUUUCUCUUUCUCUUUCCUUUUACCUCUAAUUGGUAUUUAUAAUCCUCUAAUAUUGUUUUAUGUCAUAAAUUAUAUUCUCAACAAAUAUUCCAAAAUUUUUUUGCAGGAAGAAUACAUGGCCGAAAAUAUAAAAUGGACGCCAAUUGAUUAUUUCAACAACAAAAUAGUGUGUGACCUAAUUGAACAAAAGAAACCCCCUGGAAUUAUGAGCAUGUUAGAUGAUGUUUGUGCAACCAUGCAUGCCGUUAGUGAAGGAGCUGAUAAAAAUUUACUACAGAAACUCCAAGGCUUAGAUUCAGAAUACUACAUUGGGAAUGACCAAGGCUUCAUUUUGUUCCAUUAUGCUGGAAAAGUAGAUUAUUCCAUAGAUAACUUCUGUGAUAAAAACCGAGAUGUUUUGUUCCAAGAUUUAAUUGAAAUGAUGCAGACCAGUGAGUGUGACUUCAUCCGUAAGUUAUUUCCAGAGAAUCUCAAGGAUGCCAAGAAAGGGCGCCCGACAACUGCUGGGGGGAAAAUUAAGACUCAGGCUAAUUUAUUGGUAGAGAAGUUAAUGCAGUGUACACCUCACUAUAUCCGAUGCAUUAAACCAAAUGAAACUAAAAAACCUUUUGACUGGGAAGAGAAUCGUGUCGUUCACCAAAUAGAAUACUUAGGUCUUAAGGAGAAUAUCAGAGUCCGACGUGCUGGGUUUGCUUACAGAAGAGAAUUUCUCAAAUUUAUGAACAGAUACGCCAUUCUCACUCCUGAAACUUGGCCUCAAUGGAGAGGAGAUACUCUUCGAGGCAUCAAACAUCUGAUGGACUCUGUGAAUAUAUCACCAGACCAAUUCCAGUUGGGAACAACCAAAGUUUUCAUAAAAAAUCCUGAAUCGUUGUUCUUAUUGGAAGAAGUCCGGGAGAGAAAGUUUGACAAAUAUGCUCGAGUUAUACAGAAGGCAUUCCGUAAAUAUUAUGCUAAAAACCAAUACUACAAGCAAAGAUUAGAAGCCUCUGAUAUAUUCUUGAAUAAGAAAGAACGUCGAACCCACAGCCUCAACCGUAACUUUGUGGGUGACUACAUUGGCCUGGAUCAGAAACCAGCACUGUUAGCUUUGAUUGAAAAGAAAGAGCGGAUUGAAUUUGCUGAGACUGUGACUAAAUUUGACCGAAGAUUUAAGCCGAUGAAAAGAGAUUUGAUUUUGACAUCAAGACACUUGUAUCUGAUCGGGCGUGAAAAAGUGAAGAAAGGACCCCACAAAGGGGCUAUAAUCGAAGUAGUUAAGAGGAAGAUUCCUUUACAAGAUAUUCAAAAGAUAGUGUUAAGUCCACUUCAAGAUGACAUGUUUGUGAUUUUUGUCCAGAACCAGUAUGAAAAUUUGUUGGAAUCUGUUUUUAAGACCGAGCUUAUCUCUAUUUUAAAGAAGCGGUACCAAGAGAAGACGAAAAGAGAACUUACGGUUCUUUUCAACACAAAGCUUGAAUACAAUGUGAAGAAGGACGGCUGGCGUGGUGGUCGUCAGAAACAAGUGGAGUUUCACACAGGAGAGGGUAAUAAUGCACUGACGAAAAUCGUUGGGAAAUGUCUUCAUGUUUACAUUGGAUCUGGACUUCCAAGUGACAGCAGACCCAACAUGGAGGUAUCAAGAAAUAAACCAAGAAACAAACAUAUAGGGAAAAGCAGUGGAAGACCUCCUCCACCAUCUUCGAAACCUCCAAUGCAUAAACCUGCACCUCCAUCGUCAAAACCACCAGUUCAUGCAAUGAAAGGCAGCAGCAAGAAGAAUAUGGUUACCGAUGGACCAAAACCGAUAAAACCUAGAAAGUUAAUCAAUAAUAAUUUCAUGGAUUCUGCUCCAAAUGGUUCACAGAAAACAGCUGCGGAAAUAGAAAACAGGCCACCAAAACCUAGGAACCCCCCACCGCCUUCUCGUCCUCAAAAACCGAAACCUCAGAUGAAGCCACCUCCAAAACCAGCCCUUCCAACAUGCCGUUGUCUCUAUAGAUACGAUCCACAAAACACAGAUGAAUUGGCUUUUGAAGAAGGAGAUAUUAUAGAAAUUAUCCAUGAAGGUAAGUUGAUCUUAUUGCCAAUGAUAUUGUAUUUCAGCUCAGUUUCCAGGUGAGUGAAUUGAAGAAGU
Molecule: messenger RNA, 3177 nt
Organism: Octopus bimaculoides (California two-spot octopus)
Lineage: Eukaryota; Metazoa; Mollusca; Cephalopoda; Octopoda; Octopodidae
Product: unconventional myosin-Ie
Biological process (GO): endocytosis; actin filament organization
Cellular component (GO): actin cytoskeleton; plasma membrane; microvillus
Molecular function (GO): ATP binding; microfilament motor activity; actin filament binding
Source: RefSeq, a predicted model, not a curated record